Exaiptasia diaphana is the source of this 1051-nucleotide messenger RNA. Its product is annotated as collagen alpha-1(XIV) chain. The transcript is spliced from 9 exons. Lineage: Eukaryota; Metazoa; Cnidaria; Anthozoa; Actiniaria; Aiptasiidae. The coding region runs from base 95 to 1051 and encodes 318 amino acids. The record is from RefSeq and is a predicted model, not a curated record.
ACUCGGGGGCGAGCACUUUGUUGUACUAAGUGUUUUUUUAGUGCUGGAAGCGGUAAGGAAAAAGGACGCAAUAAAAGACAUUAAGCGUGUCAUCAUGCUCAAGCCCAGGACGCUAUUUCUAUUGUCGCUUAUUGCUUUAAUGGCCUAUUUCGUGUCAUCAGCCUUCAAUUACGAGAAUUGCCGUAAAGGCUGGAGCGAGCCGAAAGGCUGUAAAGUUGGCUAUCAUGAAAACUUGACCAUCCUUUUGGACGAUAGACAACCGAACUCAGGCGUCAAUAUCGACUGGGAUAACGUCGAUAAYUACGAACACGAUCUCAAAUGUCGGUGCCGCAAAAAAGCGAAAGCUUUGAACUAUGAAUUCUUUGCUAUAUACAAGGAUGGGAUAUGUCUUGGAGCAUCAGGAACAUUGAAUGAUUAUUUGAAAUUGCAUGGCCUAGACGGAGCAUCAAUUUGUAGUACAGACAYGAGGGUAUCUGUAAACGGAUUUGUUGGUAGUAAUGCUUGCCGUUUUGGCAAGUAUCGUGCUUUCUUCUACCAAAUUCAGGAAGAAGAGCAGCAAACCGAAAAGGAAGUAACAGAGGAAACAAUAAAUCCGGAUAAACCAGCUUGCAAAGAAGUUGCAGAUGUCUUUAUCCUGCUAGAUUCAUCUGGUAGCUUGAAUGAAGAGGGUUUUCAAAUUGAGAAAGAUUUCACCCUGGAAUUCUUAAAACGAUUUGACCUGGGGACAAAGACAAAGUCUCGAGUUGGUAUCAUUCAGUACGAUGAAAAGAUUCAAAAAAUGUUAACCUGGAGUAACAGCAGUGAUAUGACUUUGCAACAACACUUAGAUUGGGUAAAAAACAUGAAAUAUACCGGUGGGAGUACGAGAAUUGGGCUGGCCUUAGAGACUGCAAAAGAUCGUAUCGUUAUUCCUGAUAAAAGAGAUGGCGUUCACAUGACUGGCAUAGUCAUGACCGAUGGAGAAUCAUUUGAUAAAGUAAAUGGUCCCGCCAAAAUUCUGAGGGACAAAUAUAACUUCAAAAUCAUUGCUUUGCGCACUCAAGUAUGUUAA